UGCGCUGCCCUCGCGCCAUGGCGGGCGAGCGCACGGCGGCUGCGCUGUCGGGCUUCGUGCUGGGCGCGCUCUCCUUCCAGGACCUCAACACCGAUGCUGACACGCAAACAGAAGGCAAGUUAAACUGUGGAACUGUGGAGCUGCGGAGCUGUGGAGCGCGUCUCGGGACAGCUCGGUAUAGACGUGAAGAGAUGGCGACUCCCUGGCUUAGCACCCCGUGCCCUGGUGUCCGCAGCCCGAAGGAGCAGGAAGUGCAGCCUGCGUGUGCCGUGAGGAACUCGGAAGGCGAGAUACUCGGGCCAAGAGCUGGGCAGGGGCCAUCCCGUCAGCGUGUUCCAAACGUGGCCUCUCAUCUGUGUCCACAGGAAGGGUUUCUCUUCGGGGAAGUGAAAGGCGAAGCGAAAAACAGCAUUACCGACUCCCAGAUGGACGAUGUGGAAGUCGUUUAUACAAUUGACAUUCAGAAGUAUAUUCCCUGCUACCGGCUUUUUAGCUUUUAUAACUCUUCAGGUGAGGUGAAUAAGCAUGCACUGAAGAAAAUACUUUCAAGGGUGGAAAAGAAUGUGGUAGGUUGGUACAAGUUCCGUCGUCACACAGAUCAGAUCAUGACGUUUAGAGAGAGGCUGCUUCACAGAAACUUACAGAAGCACCUUUCAAACCAGGAACUUGUGUUUCUCUUGUUAACAUCAAGCAUAGUGACCGAAAGCUGUUCCACUCAUCAGCUGGAACAUGCCUUAUACCAACCUCAGAAAGGACUUUUUCAUAGGAUCCCUUUAGUAGUGACCAACCUGGGCAUGUCUGAGCCACUGGGUUAUAAAACUACAUCAGGUUCCUGUACAUCCACGGGCUUUAGCAGAGCAGUAAAAAUACACAGCUCUGAAUUUUUUAAAGAAGAUGGAUCUUUAAAGGAGGUACAUAAGAUAAAUGAAAUGUACGCUUCUCUACAAGAAGAAUUAAAGGAUGUAUGCAAUAAAGUGGAAGGAAGUGAACGAGAAGUAGAGAAGCUAAUAAAGGAUGUAAACAGGUUAAAACAAGAAAUUAAAAAAAGGCAGCAAGUACAGAUUCAAGCAGCACUGCUAUGUAUUAAACCCAAGGCUUCCUUCAUUCUAGGAGAAUGCACUACCAUUGAGCUGCAUACCCAGCCCAGGACGCUUCUAUUUGAAAAUCAAAACCUUCCAGUUUUCUUUCUAAAUUAUCAAAGGAAAGACAUUCCUUUAAACUUGUUCAACAUACUCAGCAAUUCACAACAUGGAAGAAAUAUAAAGUUUAUAUGAAAAUUUAUUUUACCUAAGUCAUUAUAAUUUCUACUCCUUAUUAAGUGAUGAUAAAAAGGUUAUUAAGCCGGGCCUGGUGACAUGUACUUACUGUCCCAGCUACUGAGAAGGCUGAGGCAGAAAGGACCACUUGAGAUCAGGAGUUGAAUGCCAACCUAGGCAAUGCAGUAAGACCUGGUCUUAAAAAAAAAGUAUAUUAUGGCUGGGCUUGCUAGAUACCAUGCAACAUUUGGGACAUUCUUACAUUUAAAAAUUAUCUGAAAUUCAAAUUAAAUUGGGUGUCCUGGAUUCCAUUUGCUAGGUACAGCAAUUCUAAUUACAGCACAGCUAUCAAACAGCACAAACAUCUCUCCCUAUAGUCCUCUACAUAAAAUUGAGUGUCCAAAAUUUUGGACACAGUAAAAACCUGGUAAUCCAAUAUGUUUGGGAUAGGCAGUUGGUCAAGUAACUGAAGUUGGAUUCACAAAUUAUGUGUAGACGUGCAUACACACAUGUAUAUGUAUACAGACAGACACAGAAGGGAAACCCCAUCACAAGCUCUUGUUUUAUUUAUUUUGACUUUUGAGAGUGUCUUGCUACGAAGUGCAGGCUAGCCUUGAACUCAUGAGCCUUUUAUUUAAGCUGGCUGGAUGUGGUGGCACGCACCGGUAACCCCAGCACUUGGGCUGAGGGAAGAGGAUUGGCAUGUUUGGGCUACAUGCAGAGUUCAAGGCCAGCCUGAACUACACAGUAAGACCUAUAUCCAAAAAAAAAAUGUAUGUUUAUUUACCAACUAUUUGGUUUAGGUCAGUGAUAGAGUUCCCCCACCAAGAAAAUGGCCUCUCACAUAGGAAAUGAGUCAUGUUGGGGAAUCGAAACUAACUCCCAACAGGAAAACGAAACUUACCCUACCCUGCCUCCUUCCCACCAGAAAGUUUUCCCGCCUGUAAGUUCAAACCUGCCAAUCAUUUCCAGCCUUGUCACUAGCACCAACCUAUCACCCACUUACACACGAUGCUCUCCCAAACCCUUAUAAACCUCACCCCCACUCGAUUCCCUCUCUCGUUCACUCUCGUCAUUGUUGGAGGCAGCUGGGCAGCUUUCGCCCAAUAAAGCCUUGCCUCAGGUGCUCCUGUUUCGGCUCAUUUUCUUUCAGCCAGGAACGUUUCUGUGUAAAGUUCACUGACUAGAAUUCCUAUAUAAAUCACUUAUUAACCAUGACAACACUCAGUUUUUCUUUCUUUAAAGUGAACAAUUUUCAGAAACUUGUAAAGCCACCCAAGCACAAAAUACAACUAAGUUUCCCAUUUCACACCACCUUUCCACUCCUGCAUUUACCUGUCCUAUCUACGGCUAGUUUUUCAACUACAUUCUAUAGCUAUUUUUAUCCAGUCCAAAGCAUUUAGUUUGCACAGCAGUAACUUUAUGCCCAUAUUUUCAAUAAAACUGGCACAGGUCUGGGAAUAAAGCAGCUUACUGUUGGCACUAUGCAACUCAGCAGGUAUGAGAGUCAUGACUAUAAGAAUGAUUUCAGGGUGGACAUCACCCUAAUCUGUGAACUGCUUUAAGCAGAUGUGGCUGAGUGAGCUUUUACCAGAUCUGCACAGUACUGAGCGGUAGGAAGAGGAAGGUCACUUGAGCCCAGGAGUUGGAGGGCAGCCUCAGCAACACAGUAAGACCCUGUCUCAAAAGAGAAGAACAGAGGGGGAUGGGGCUCUUGCUGUCAUGUGCAGAUACACGUCUUUUCUACACACCAGAGUUUACACAUCACACAAAGCCCUUGCCAUGUUUCACACCCUGGAAGACUGUUGAGUACACACCCUGCACAUCUGUUAGUUUCUAGAGAAAUUACUUGAUAGAGAUUAUGUUUAGCAGAAAACUUUAAUUAUGUGAUGUUUUUGUGAACUAUCUGGAAUGGUCUGUGCAAACUGCGGGGGUUGUGUUUCAGUGGUGAUGGAACUGUAAUGCUACACACAGCAAGAGAACUGGCAUUAUCAGUCUGAAUCCUACUUGUAUCACUAUGAGAAAAUGAUUGCUAGCAGAGUAUGUAUGCACCAUCCUUUUAUAUAAAAAGGAAAAUCCUCCCAGCUUAAGGAUAACUCAUCCACAUGGAGAACAAAGUGGUGGAGUAAAGACCAGCAGCAAACUACAGCCACUCCAGGACCUGGAAUCAAGACAUGGUAAACAACAACUUGGUGAAAA
This is a messenger RNA of Heterocephalus glaber (naked mole-rat), 3455 nucleotides long. The record is from RefSeq and is a predicted model, not a curated record. NCBI's taxonomy places the organism in Eukaryota, Metazoa, Chordata, Mammalia, Rodentia, Bathyergidae.